AUGUUGGCUGGUGAAGAAACCAGCGUGGAAUUGGUGAAACGAUGGCUUCAGACGCGCGAUGACGACGAAGCCCGUGCCGGUCGCAGAUCUUCGCUUGCUCUCACGCCGGAAGACGAACCAUUAGUGGACGUCGCCAACAGAUCGCCUCCGCCUUCAUACAUCCCCUCUGCAUUGCUGUACGCCCCUCCGGAACCUCUAGAGUUACUAUGCGUGUUUCCGGAACGAACGUCGCGCGUUUGCGCUGCGGCUUCAGCAGCGGCAUCUCGAGUGGGUGGAGAUACACGUACUGUCCGAGGGUUACGAGAAACCCUCGACAUCCUCCGACGCGACGUGGACACGCGACUGCCGCAUGUUAUCGUCAUAGAUGCGCGACAACCGCAAGCGCUUGAUGCAGUUGCGCUCGCCAGGGCAAUAAGAGGAAUCAAGAACACUCAGCAUGUAAUUCUCAUAGCUGUCGUAAAGAAAAGUGCAUAUCUGAAAGAUGAUUUUGCUGUACUGCCCUACUUAGAGGCUGGGUAUAACAGGGUAAUGGUGGAGACACUGGGUGCUACAGCAUGGUGCGCAGAGGUACUUCAAGCUCGGUCAGCGGCCGCGGUGGCGCGAGCGCAAAUCGGCGCAGUCGCAGCCCUGGCCGCCGCCGCUGACCGUUCAAGGGACCUCGUUGCAGUUACUGAUGACCAACAUAGGAUACUUCUCACUAACAAAUCCUGGUGCCGGGUACUUGGUUGGCGAGUUGAGGAAAGUCCUCGACCAUUUUCCGACACCGCAGGAGGUGAAGCUCUGCGUUUAGCCACAAGCGGGGCACGGGACUUCGAGGCCCCAGUAACGCUCCGCAGAAAAGCAGCACCUGAUCCCAUACUGCUACCAUGUAGAGGGGCUACAGUUGCUUUAACUAAGAGUACAUCUCACGUAGUUUUCGUAUGUGAGCCAACUAAUGUGGUGGACGGUGAACGCGGACGAGGGUCCCUCCACUCCAUCCGGCGAGGUUCCCUGGACGUGCGCUCUGUUGCGUCCGAUGGCCUGCGACGUACUUCCUUAGCCAAGUUGCAAGGACUACCAUUAGAAGCUCCCAUCACUAAGGUGAUUACGCUCCUGUCAGCGGCAACCGAGGGCGCUCCGCCAUCCACGGUGGCAUGCAUAGAGAGAGCAGUGGACAUGCUUCGAACGUCAGAACUGUACUCCCCACAAAUGAAGGAUGAACCUAAACUCAGGGUCGAAGAUCCUAUCGCCACUGAUCUUAUUGGAGCACUUUUAUCGCGAGAGCAAGCGAACACAAACCUUUUUUAUAUGCAAGGACCUACAAACAUAAUCUCAUCGCGGCGAAGCAGCAAUGACUCCACUGUGAUCAGACAGACCAAUAGGACCAACAUUAAACAUAAGACUUCAGGCCAACUCCGUGAACUUCUCGAUACAGCACUUUGUUGGGACUUCGAGAUUUUCCGACUGGAGGAUAUAACCCGAGGCAGACCUCUGACCCACCUCGGUCUUACCCUCAUGGGCCAACGGUUCGAUUUGUGUGGAACUCUCGAAUGUGAUGAACGAACAUUGGCUAAUUGGUUGACCACAAUAGAGACCAACUACCGCCCAAAGAACAGCUACCAUAACUCCACACAUGCAGCUGAUGUACUGCAGGCUGUGGCAUUCUUCUUGGAGAAAGAGCGUCUGAAGUGCUUGCUGGAGCCGCUGGAGGCGGCUGCGGCGCUGGUGGCGGCGGCGGCGCACGACGUCGACCACCCGGGCACCUCCUCCGCGUUCCUGUGCAACUCGCUCGACCCACUCGCUAUACUCUACAACGAUGUCAGCGUCCUCGAGUCGCACCAUGCCGCUCUCACCUUCAAGCUUACCCUCAGUGACGACCGCGUAAACAUAUUCAAGAAUCUCGACCGCGAAAUGUUUAAGACGAUGCGGCACAACGUAAUCGACAUGAUCCUCGCCACCGAAAUGACGAAACAUUACGAGCAUCUCGCCAAGUUCGUCAACGUUUUCUACGCCACCAGCGGAGGCAGCAAAGAAGACGGCCUGCAGACUGAUGAACCUUUAUCUCUAGAUACAACAGCGCUGUCAUUGCCGGAGAAUCUGGUGUUAGUAAAAAGGAUGAUGAUCAAAUGCGCUGACGUCUCGAAUGCUUCUAGGCCACAAAAAUUCGCAUUCGAAUGGGCAAAGAGGAUUGCGGAUGAAUACUUUCUACAAACGGACGAGGAGAAGGCCAAGGACUUGCCGGUCGUGAUGCCGAUGUUCGACCGCGCCACGUGCUCCAUUCCGCGCUCGCAGCUCGGCUUCAUAGACUAUAUCAUCAUUAACAUGAUGGAGGCAUGGGCUGCAUUCAUUGACAUGCCGGAGUUGGUGAACCACGCGCGCAGCAACCACCAGCGCUGGCGGGAACUAGACGAGGCCGGCGUCACCACCAUAGCAGAGGUGAUGCGAGCACAGCGACAGUAUGCUCUGCAGGCACCACCUAACAAUACCACCACCCAGCCCACUGCCGAGGAGUAAGACAGCAUACAGACAAGUAGAGACAUGUCGGUAACAUCUAUAAAGCACGUAUAUCAUAGUAUAAAAAAAUAUACAAUGUGCCAUAGAAAAUAUCAGUAAUGCCCACUGAUAUUUUGCUUAAUAUCAGUGAUUAAACAUCAUAUGUGUCGGUAACAUCUAUAAAACACCCGAGAAUAUGCCAUAGUAAAUAUCAGUAAUGACCACUAAUAUUUUACUAGGACUUUGUCAGAACUGGAAUAGAAGAUCUAUUGGAAUAGAUCUUAUUAAUAGGACAAUGUGAUUGUAAUUAAAAUAAUUUGUAUCGGUUUCUGCUGAUGUCGAGUGGAUAUGGAGCACAAAAGAGAUAAUAAACCUAGGCAUAUGCGUAACCAGAGAUCAAGAGCGGAUAUCUGCUCUUCUCUAAAAAUUCUGAUUUGACUGAAUUGAAUGCAUUAAAGUUUGAAAAACACUGCGAGGUCGAGAAACUGGUUUUACGUGGGUUCUGGACGGGGGGGAGGGGCCCGAGCCAGAAUUUGGGUACAUCUAAAACGUAAACGCACUAGAAGUAAACCUAGUAAAACUUUAACCAUUAGCUAUAUCUAAUGGUUAAAUUUGAAGAUCAUUCUGAACCAAUCUGACUUAAAACUUGGACCUGCAGAGGUCAUCUGAAGCCUCAUUUCUUCGCCAAAACUAUAUUUGAAAAUUAAGCUUUACUAUAUUAAUCAUGUAUGUAUGUAUCUUUUUAAAAAACCUUUCUGAUAUUCAUGGUACUUGUUUAAUACUUUGUAAAAAUUUAACACACCUAAUUACUAUCCAUUAAGUUAAAUAUGGACCAUAGGUUAAUUAGUAUAAUCGAGCAGUUAAAUGAGGCGAAAAAAAAUUAUAAAAAUGUUUGUCCAUUGACUAUCCUAAUAGCAUUGCUAAAUAAUUAUUAUUUGAUUGGGGACACUCGAUCUAUGAAAUGUUAAGUAGAUAUAGAAAUUGUUAAACGUGUCUAUAAAUUUAUUUUCAAAUUGGUUCAUAUAAUAGAUAGAUAUACAU
Messenger RNA from Achroia grisella, 3513 nucleotides. It is a transcript of the gene Pde8, whose product is annotated as high affinity cAMP-specific and IBMX-insensitive 3',5'-cyclic phosphodiesterase 8-like. The transcript is spliced from 18 exons. The record is from RefSeq and is a predicted model, not a curated record. Gene Ontology annotation, molecular function: 3',5'-cyclic-nucleotide phosphodiesterase activity. The coding region runs from base 1 to 2493 and encodes 830 amino acids. Lineage: Eukaryota; Metazoa; Arthropoda; Insecta; Lepidoptera; Pyralidae. Gene Ontology annotation, biological process: positive regulation of ERK1 and ERK2 cascade; signal transduction.